Archocentrus centrarchus (flier cichlid) is the source of this 2177-nucleotide messenger RNA. Its product is annotated as calpain-8-like. Gene Ontology annotation, molecular function: calcium-dependent cysteine-type endopeptidase activity; calcium ion binding. Gene Ontology annotation, cellular component: cytoplasm. The record is from RefSeq and is a predicted model, not a curated record. The transcript has 21 exons. NCBI's taxonomy places the organism in Eukaryota, Metazoa, Chordata, Actinopteri, Cichliformes, Cichlidae. Gene Ontology annotation, biological process: proteolysis. The coding region runs from base 23 to 2122 and encodes 699 amino acids.
CUGUCUGAAGACUUUGAUCAUCAUGGCUGAAUCUGCAACUCCUCUCAUCAACUUGCGUUACCAAGAUGGCAGCGAAGGAAGUCCCUCCAACCCUGUCAAGUUCAAAAAUCAAGACUUUGCUAAGCUCAAAGAUUACUGCCACGGCAGAGGAGGAUUGUUUGUGGACAUGGAGUUUCCACCUAACGGUCGUUCUUUGGGUGACUUGACUGUUGCAAAUAGCGUGAAAUGGCUUCGACCAAGAGAGUUAUUACACAAACAAAAUAACAAGGAUGAACCUGCUUUCAUUGUAGACGGAACAUCACGAUUUGACUUUGGUCAAGGCCAAGUGGGUAACUGCUGGUUUGUGGCUGCAAUAUCUGCAGGGACGUUUCAAGAAAAUCUGAUGGCACAAGUUGUGCCUAUGGAGCAAUCCUUCGAGAAUUAUGCAGGAAUAUUUCACUUCAGGUUCUGGAGGUUUGGAAAGUGGGUAGAUGUUGUCAUUGAUGAUUAUCUGCCAACAAUCAAUAUGGAGUUACUGUCUGUGAGUUCAAAAUGUGGAAAUGAGUUCUGGGCUCCUCUGAUGGAGAAAGCAUAUGCCAAAGUUUGUGGCUCAUAUGCAGACAUGGAGGCUGGGUAUCCAUCAGAGGCCUGCAAAGAUUUCACUGGAGGUGUGAACCAGACCUACACACUCAAGGAGCCCAACUCACCAGAUCAUGGGGAGAUUUGGCUCACACUAAGAAGAGCCACUGACUGCAAAUCACUGAUUUGCUGUGGGACUCCCUCCAAAUUGUUUACCACUGACAGUGACAUUGACCCUGACACUGGAUUGGUGAACUCGCAUGCCUAUUCUAUCACAGGUAUCACUGAGGUGGAUUUAAAUGGCGCUCAAGUCAGGCUGGUGCGAGUCAUGAAUCCACAUGGUGAAUUGGAGUGGAAUGGACGGUGGAGCGACAAGUCAGAUUUGUGGAGCACAGUGAAGCCAGAAGAUCAAGUAAAGUAUUCCGACCGUGACGAUGGAGAGUUCUGGAUGCAGUUGGAGGACUUCUGUUGCUAUUUCAGUGAUUUGUCCAUCUGCAGUGAGACCCCUAACUUUACUGAUGGUGACUUCACAUGUCAGUGGAAAUGUGUGGAUUAUGAAGGCAGCUGGGUAGCAAACAGAUCCGCACUUGUCAACAAGGAUAUCCCUACCUUUGCAUCAAACCCUCAGUAUCGAAUCCAGGUGAGUGUUACAGACAAGGAGGAGCCAAAGAGCAAAAGCAUCUUGAUCUCCCUGAUACAGAAACCUCACCAGGGGUACCGCAAGAAGAUUGUUCCUCAUGAAUUUGACAUCUAUAAGAUUCCACCAGGGACCCCACGACGACACCUGGACAACUCCUUCUUUGACAGCCUCGUGGAGGCGACGCAGGUUUAUAGUAAUGAAAGAGAACUGGUCAAACUACACAAUCUGGACCCUGGAGAGUAUGUGAUCAUCCCAUCCGCCCUGGAAGACUACAUCACUGCAGACUUCGUUCUUACUGUCUACACCAAAGCUGAUGCUAAGAUCAGUGUCUUUGAAGUUGGUAAUGAUGUUGGAGGUGAUGAUGAUGAAGAUAAUGACCAUCUUUCUGAGAUCUGUGACAAAGACAAGGAGAAAGCCACUGAUGAGGAUCCCAACCUGGCUUUAUUUCAGCUCUACACUGAUCAGAAUUGUGAGCUGAGUGCCAGACAGCUCCAGAAGCUCCUGAAGGAAAAUUUCCCUUGUGGAAAUGGGCACAGAGGCUUUAGUCUGGAUACCUGCAGGAGUAUGAUUGCCUUGGUGGAUCUCGAUCAAAGGAUGACAAUGACCACUGCCAAAUUCUCAGUUCUCUGGAAGAAGAUUCAGGAAUACAAGAAUCUCUUCUAUCGCUCUGAUGUGAAUAAAAAUGGAUCCCUGUCUAACCAUGAGCUCCGCAAGGCAAUUGAGGCUGCAGGAAUGAAUGUGAAUGACGGCAUCGUGGGGUUGAUGAUGUUUCGGUAUUCUGGCUCCUCCACCACCUCUUUGGAGAAUUUCAUCACUCUCAUGUUGCGCCUGGAUAAGAUGUCGGGCAUUUUCAAUGGCAAAUCAACUGAUGGAGCGAUCAACCUGACCUGGGAAGAGUGGUUGAUCACCUACAUGUACAACUAGACCAGACUGAAUCAGGAGAGCUGCACGAGAAGAUUCCUCCAAGCAGACUUGCUUU